Messenger RNA from Cricetulus griseus (Chinese hamster), 6307 nucleotides. The record is from RefSeq and is a predicted model, not a curated record. Lineage: Eukaryota; Metazoa; Chordata; Mammalia; Rodentia; Cricetidae.
AAAAGAAAGAAAGAAAUGAAAAGAAAGCCAGGUGUGAUAGUAAUGCCAGUGUGUAAGAGACUGAGGCAAUUGUAGCACAAGUUCCAGGCCAGCUUGGGCCAUACCGUAGUAGUAUUUUUCAAAACAAACACAAAAUCCAAUGAACCCUGCUUGAGUCUACUUCUCAAAACUUACUGUUCUGUGAUCUGAGCAGGCUGCCUACGUUCUUUAAAAUGAAAGUAGCUAGACCUCAAAUACCUCGUUAGUGCAAGAUAAGAUGAUAGUAUGUGAAGGGGUAUGAAUAGUGAACAUCCUAUAGUCAGCAGCUGCUGUCAUUGACAAGGAGAACAGAGUGGUGGUCUGACCUCUGAUACUUCAGGAGGUAGAGAAUCUCACAGUUCAUCAGUAUUGAGACUUUAUAAUUUUCAUCAGUAUUGAGACUUUAUAAUUUUUCAGUACUGAGAACACCAUUUCACAAUAAGUACCUAGUGAAAAAUGCAAAAGUAUAUGUAGGGUCAUUUCAAAAACUAUUGGAAAUUUUGUCAUAAUUUCAAGGUGAAAUUUGUGUAAUGAUUUUUUUUAAUGAAACUCAAACACAGUUUAGAGAUUUUUGUUUCUUUGUUUGUUGGGAGGGUCGAGACAGUAUUUCUCAGUGGAGAGUCUGUUUUUUGCAGUCUGGCAUUCUAAAGUUUACUAACAAUCCAGAGAUGCAAUAACUUGAUACUUAGAUGCUGAGGCAUGAUAGUCAGGUAACACUCUUCCCCCACCCCCUAUAGAGCUUCUCUGUGUAACUGGCUGCCCUGGAACUCUGUAGACCAGGCUGACCUCGACCUCAGAGAUUCACCUGUCUCUGCCUCCUGAGUGCUGAGAUUAAAGGUGUCUGCCACCUCUACCUGGCAGGAAAACACUCUAAUCAUGUUGUCCUUGACUAAACCACUGUUUCUGUUAAAGCAGAGAUCAUCGUGUGCAUCUCUACAGCACUGCAGUUUAUAAUACGGAGUGAUCACACAUCAGGUGCAUUGGUGAUGCAGGCACUACAUUCACUGUGUAGUGCUCGUGCUAUGAAUCCAGACCAUGGCUGCCGUGAAGCCCUGCCCCACAACACCUCAGAUCCCCCACAAGUCUACAGGAACUACCUUUUGCAACUGUGUUGAGAAAUGCUUUGUUGUUGCCAUUUGUCAUGCCCUUCCUUCACAAUCAGUUAGGUGACCCUGCAUGGGCUGGGCCAUAUUCCCACUAAGAUAUUAGCAUUGAUGUGUCAUCUGUGGGACAUUUCCAUUGCCACAGGUAUUCCUCAGGUACCCUUUUUGUAGCAAUGUUACCUGCUUCCCCUCACCUUAGCACUGCAAGUCUGUUCUCCAUGUCUCUAAAUUUCAUGGCUAUUAUAUCAAAGGACUCACACAGCAUCAAACUUUUGGUGGCCUGCCACUUUCACUGAGCAUAAUUCACUCUUGUAUCUUCUGUCUACAAUAGAUUGUUCUGUUCUGUUUUGUCCUGGAAACAGUCUCACUGUAGACCAGGCUGGCCUUACACUCACAUCCCCCACCACCACCACCACCCCGACCACCUUAGCCUUUGGAGAGUUGAGAUUAGUGUGUUUGCCAUCAUGGCCAGCAAUGGUUCAUCUCUCCCAGUGGACUAAGUGGUUCAUACCAUACCCUAACUAUUCAACAACUAAAGGAUAGCUGGGUUGUUUCUGGUAAAACCACUAUAAUAAUAUACAGUUUUGUGUAAAAGUACAUUUUCAUUUAUUGGAAUAAAUGUAUUAGAGUAGCCAUUGGGUUAUAUGUGGUCUCCAGGCCAUCUGUACCAUCUCCCUAGUUCACCAGGAGCAUGAGCCAGUUCCUCUACAUACUCAACCCCCUCCACCCCGCCCCCACCCCCCUUGAGUGUGCUGACACUGUUUCUGUUGGGGUGGGGGCUGGCACUACACUACACUGUCUGUCCACUUUCCAUCUGUCUUUCCCCUCUGGUGACCUCUUCAAGUAUGUCUCACUUUAUUUCAUGCUGGUGACUUUCAAGUUCUUUCUGUACGAUGCAAGUACAGACCUUCUAAGGAGCUGCCUGCCUGUCCAUCCUCUUAGCAGAAUUGUUUCUGGAGCCAACACUUGUAAUUUCACCAAGUCUGACUUUACCACUUUCUCCUUUUGUAGAUCCCUAAGUUUGGGUUUUUUUUUUUUUUCCUAAAAUUCUUAUAGUUGUGUGUUUUAUACUUAAGCCCGUGGUGCCUUUUUAAAUUUGUGUUUGAAAGUGUGAGAUUUGCCUCUGGAGGUCCAGCCUGUCCAGCUCUGUGCUGUGGUUCUGCUGCCCCUGGAACAUCCACCUGCUUCUCUCAGUGCUUGAGCUCCAUGUCUAGGCUCUGUUGAAGUAAUGUCCGUCUCUUCUAAUACGAGUCUUGAAUUCUGUGCCACUCUCACAUCUUGGGCUUGAGUCAAGGGACCGACUUCCCCACUUUUUUUGUUCAUUUCUAAAAAGCGUGGUCUACUUCUUUUGCCUUCCACACAUCUUUACUUCUUUUGCCUUUCCACACAUUUUCCAACAAUUUUGUCUGUCUACAAAAAGAAAUCUUGCUGAGGAUUUGGGACUCAGCAGUUUGUGUUUUCCACAUAUAACCCCUACACAUUCUGUUAGAUUUAGUUGUGUAUUUCAUUAUUUGGAUUGUAGUGGUUGUGUGUGUUUCAUUUCCAUGUUCAUUCCUAGUAUAUGGAAUUACAGUUAGAGAUUGGGUAUAUAUAUAUGUCCAAAUAUAUAUACAUAUCCAAAUUCCUUACUAGUUACAGGAGCUAUUGUAUAAAUUGCCUGGAUUCUGUACACUAUAGAUUUGCUUCUGCCUUUCCUGGCUGUAGACUUUUAUUUCCGUCUUGUUUUGGUUUUCUACCUCCCACUCUGGGUGCUGCAGGAGGGAAAGGGUGCAACCUUUUCUUGCUCUAGUUUCAGAGAAAACAAUGCUGUUCCCCGGGGUGGGCUUUCCUGGUGUGCUUAAGAAAAAAGAACCAUCUAGGGAUUUCAAGAACCUGGCAGGUCCGGCUGCUUCUCACAGUAAACAGAUCGGGUCCCAAGGACUAUGGUUCACUGACUGAGUAAUGGAAAGCACAGAAUUUCAAAUUUUUUAAAAAAUGGAUUUGACCAACCAUGGACUUAUUCUACUGCAGCAGUUAAACGCUCAGCGAGAGUUUGGUUUCCUGUGUGACUGCACGGUUGCAAUCGGCGAUGUGUACUUCAAGGCACACAAAUCAGUUCUUGCUUCAUUCUCCAAUUACUUUAAGAUGUUGUUUGUCCAUCAGACCAGAGAUACGUAUUUCAUUUUGCUCCGGAUACUGUAGAACUUCUUUUAGUGAAGAUGGUCUGAGGAGAGCUCCCCACUUCUUCACUAUUGCUGUUUGGUCGGGAAGUGACACCAGUCUGAAAGGUAGACAGCCAGCUGGCUCUCUGUGUAGUGAAUGUGUUCGUCUGAAACCCACUGACAUACAGCCUGACAUAUUCAGCUAUCUGCUCCACCUGAUGUACACCGGGAAGAUGGCCCCACAGCUGAUCGACCCUGUGCGGUUGGAGCAAGGGAUCAAAUUCCUACACGCAUACCCCCUCAUCCAGGAAGCCAGCCUCGCCAGCCAAGGUACCUUUUCCCAUCCUGAGCAAGUCUUCCCGCUGGCCUCGUCAUUGUAUGGCAUUCAAAUCGCAGACCACCAGCUGAGACAAGCCACCAAGAUGAAUUUAGGGCCUGAGAAACUUGGGCGGGAGCCAAGGCCUCAGGCAUCCAGGAUGAACCAAGAGCCAGUGCCAGAGACCUCGCAACUGUCCCAGCUGACUACAAACCUGGCACAGGUGAAUCGAACGAACAUGACUCCCGCGGACCCCCUGCAGACCUCGCUGUCACCCGAACUUGUCUCCACGCCUGUUCCUCCCCCUCCUCCUGGGGAGGAGACCAACCUCGAGGCCUCUUCCUCAGACGAGCAGCCAUCUUCCCUCACGAUCGCCCACGUGAAGCCAAGCAUCAUGAAGAGGAACGGAAGCUUCCCUAAGUACUAUGCCUGCCACCUCUGUGGCCGGCGCUUCACGCUGCGUAGCAGCCUGCGAGAGCACCUGCAGAUCCACACCGGGGUGCCCUUCACUGCCGGCCCACCCGGGGAAGGCCGCGGGCCACUGUCGCUCUGCAACAAUGCAGCUGACCUGGGCAAGGAUGCACUGGAAGUGCCCGAGGGAGGCAUGAUCAGCGACAGCGAGCUGCAGCACAUCUCCGACUCCCCCAUCAUCGAUGGGCAGCAACAGUCGGAGACACCACCGCCCUCGGACAUUGCAGACAUUGACAACCUGGAGCAGGCGGACCAGGAGAGGGAAGUGAAGAGGCGCAAGUACGAGUGCACCAUCUGUGGCCGCAAGUUCAUCCAGAAAAGCCACUGGCGCGAACACAUGUACAUUCACACGGGCAAACCCUUCAAGUGCAGCACCUGUGACAAGAGCUUCUGCAGGGCCAAUCAGGCCGCGCGCCACGUGUGCCUCAACCAGAGCAUCGACACGUACACCAUGGUGGACAAGCAGACGCUGGAGCUCUGCACCUUCGAGGAAGGCAGCCAGAUGGACAACAUGCUGGUGCAGGCCAAUAAACCCUACAAAUGCAACCUGUGUGAUAAGACGUUCUCCACCCCCAACGAGGUGGUCAAACACUCCUGCCAGAACCAGAACUCAGACGUGUUUGCCCUGGACGAGGGCCGCUCCGUCCUCCUGGGCAGUGGGGACUCGGAAGUAACGGAAUCUGACCGUCCUGUGUUAGCAUCCAUCAAAAAGGAACAGGAAACUGUAUUACUAGACUGAAUGUUACUUGUCUUUUUAAAAACUGUCAUUUUUACACAGAACCUUCUCCCUCCCCCAUUCGGGACAGUUUCUCCAUGGCAUGAUACAAACGGGCCCACUCCUUUCCAGUCCCCUUCCCCAGCCCCAUCCCCGUAAGGCUUUGUGCAUAUAAACCUGGACUCUAUUUACUUUCAUUCAGGGGAUAUUGGAUGGAUAAUGGUCAGUAGGAUUUAUAAAGAAAUAGGUUUUGAGAAGUUUUAGAUUAUUUUAAAAAACCUACUUGGAAAUAAUUAAGAGUAUAUAAUAAAACAACUAGAAUAUAAUUUGGUAAGCUAAAAUUAUGACUGUCCCUGGGUAAUAAGUCUUCCUUCUCAAAGAAACAAAGUCGGAAAAUACAGCAUGCUUCUUAGAGAUAAAGCUGGGCUCUGCUAUGCAAAUCUAGAAGGUGUGGGGAAACUUGAAACCCAAGAAAAUGUUUUUACUAUUUGCCCUCUAGGUGUCUGAUUUCAGAGUGUAUCCUUUUGAGAUUAUGUCCAGUUAAGGAAAAUCACUAGUUAAGAAAUCAACAAAAUGCAAAAGAGUAAUAAUGUGAUGGCAAUCUUCAUUUUUGGAUCAAACCUGACAGGCUGUGAGUUUGUGUGUGAGCGGACACAUGGAUACUUGCUACAAACAGGAGAAUUGACGCACAUGCCUUACCCGAUGCUGGCCUCUUUCCAAGAUGAGCAGGAAGAUGCUGGGGUUUGGUUUCUGACAAGCUUGUUUUAAAAUCAGAUCUGAAAGCACGCUUCUAUAGAAUGUCUUUCCUAACAGCUAGUGACAUGCCAUUUCCUAGCAGUUGCCAGUGGUGAGCAUGUGUCAGCGCCAGCCAGCUGCCUGUAAAGUCAGUGUGUGUAUGUGCUGCAAGGAAAGGACUGUAGAAAUAUGCAUCUUACAAGGGAAGUUGUGAGCAGAAAGUGUAACUAAUGAGUGCAAAAGUUGAUGCUGUCUGGCUUGGUGGUGCCCAUCUGUGACCCCAGCUCUAGGGGAGGGGGUGGGGGGAGGACCAAAGGCAGGAGAAUUGGGAAUUUGAGGCCAGCCUGGGCUACAUAGAGAGACCUUGCUUUAAAAAAAAUAAAUAAAUAAAAUGCAGUGCCAUAGUUCACUGGUGACAUCUACUAAAGCAUCAAAAAGUAACAAAUAGAAAUCAGGAUGACAAAAAAAAUCUAAUUUCUUCUUGGAGGAAAAAAAAAAACAAAAACACCAAUUGAUUUUAAUAUGUAUUCUCCAAUUUUUGUUAACACCUGAAUUUUUCCCCACUGGCCUAACAGCAUUAAAAGUUGUCCAUUAAUCUUCCCUUGGGCCAAUAAGAAAAUGGUCUCACAGGAUGCAACAGGAGCCAGAAGUGAGGGCUAAGGGGUGAGGGGUGGGGAUAGUGCAUAGCUAUACCGUAUGUGUAUGUUAGAAACUGAAUAUCCCAUCACCCUCUUAUAUGUAUAGCUGAGUUCUCAGAUUUGUAAGUUUUUAUACAUCCUUUCAUUGAAUAAACAUUUAAUUAAAUGGG